GCAUGCUUACUCCUCCUUUCUCUUCUUCUUUCUCUCCUUUUAUCGAGCCAAAUUAUCUUCAUUCACAUCCAAAUCAAAAGCAUUAAAAUCAUGAGUCUUUUGGCAAUUCCAACUUUGUAGAGUUAUAGUUAAAAUUUUGCCAUUGAUCCCCCCAAAAAAAGAUCCCUAAAAAAUUCAUUUUAAUCCAAACCCCGAGAUCCUCCGUUUUCUCCCCUGUUUUCCUCUGUUUUUUCCCACCUUGUUAUUGCGGAUAAGAAAAUGUCGCCAGGCGUCUGUCAAGGGUUGCAAUCAUGCCUCGAGCCAAGGGUCAAUGAACCACGUGUUUCGUGGCUCAAAUCGGCAACAUUGAAACCCACUUUCUCUGCCUCCAUAGACGCUUCCCCUACGGCCACCGGUGACCAAAGCAACAAAGCAUUCGACACCACUGUCAUUGCCGCCGGCAAUGUUCAUCACACAAAAAACACCCAGAAUGCUGACACGGGUGGGUGGAGUUUCCUGCAGUCCCUCGCUAACACCACCAAAGAUUCCACCAUGAGCAACACUGUCUAUGUCCAUCCCACGGUGAAGCGCUCCGCCUCCAUGCUCAGCAAGAAGAGCCUGGAAAUGUGCACUGAGAGCUUGGGGAGCGAAAGCGGGAGUAACGUUAGCGAAAUUAGCGAUGAAAUUUCCCUGCUUUCUCUGGAAACUGCAACUAGUAAUCCAUCAAAACCGCGCCAAAAUUCAAAAUGGAUGCACCGGAGGAGCAGUUUUCCACCUCCCCUAACAUCCAUUAGCAGUUCUGGCGGUGUUCAGAUGAGGUCUUACCGCGAAGGUGGUAGGUUUGUUCUCCAAGCAGUUCCUCUGCCUCCUCCUUACUUCCACGCAGAACGCAGUGAGGGGAGGCUCCGGCUUUGCCUGUUCAAGGAUUCUCCAGUCACCGAAAAUGACGAAGAAGAGGAAGUCAUUGGAGAAGAAGAAGAAGAGGAGGAGGAGGAGGAGGAGGAGGAGGUGGAGGUGGAGGUGGAGGUGGAGGUGGAAGCGGAGGAGGAGGAGGAGGGCCAUCGGGGAGAGGAUACAGAGGAAAAUAAUGGGAAUGGUGGGGAUGAAAUUGGGAUGGGAAAGUUUCCAAGGCCAGGCAGGUGCAAGGAAGGUGCGGCGUGGUCACAGACAUAUGCUGAAUUGGGAGCCAUUUUGUGUGGCUACUUAAAAUAAAAAUGAAGAAAUAUAAUUUCAAUUAUGGGCUCUUCUCUCUUUUUUUCUUUUUUCUUUUUUUAAAUUUCCCAACUUGUUUUUCCCAUGCUCUAAUAUAUUUUCAGUUUUUAUAGUUUAACUGUUUGAAGCUUCUGUAGCCUCGGCUUCCGCAAAAUAUGCUAAUGGUAGUUAGUUAUUAUGGUUAUGAGACAAAGAUUCUCUUUCUUCUACUUCACUCUUUUUCUUGUGCAUGAGAAAGGAACAAUAAUAGGCUUCCCUUCUU
Messenger RNA from Rubroshorea leprosula, 1453 nucleotides. NCBI's taxonomy places the organism in Eukaryota, Viridiplantae, Streptophyta, Magnoliopsida, Malvales, Dipterocarpaceae. The record is from the annotation of a GenBank genome assembly.